Messenger RNA from Astrephomene gubernaculifera, 2036 nucleotides. NCBI's taxonomy places the organism in Eukaryota, Viridiplantae, Chlorophyta, Chlorophyceae, Chlamydomonadales, Astrephomenaceae. The record is from the annotation of a GenBank genome assembly.
CAGUUUCCUGCUGCACUCCUGCCCCCACCCCGACCCCGAGCUGCUGUCGCUCCUGGCUCGGGCGGGUGGAGUGCUGCUGAGCGCCGGCAGUGUGGAGUGGGUGGCGGGGGAGGCGGAGGGGCGGGUGCUGCGGGCGGCGGGGAGGCAGCUGGGGGAGCCGGCGGUGGCGGGGAGGCUGUACCCCCCCGGCACCCCCUGGCGCCGCCGCCACCCGCCCUGGCUGCUGCAUGCACGACUGCUCAACACCCUCACUCGCAGGGCUGCAGUAGCGGCUUUCAGGUGUGGCGGCAGUAGUGGAGGAGGAGGAGGAGGAGGAGGAGGAGGAGGCAGCUGGCAACCCACCACUGCCCAACCACAGCUGACGGACCUGAAACAGUUCCCCCGCCCCUACCUCUCCCUCCUCCGCCUGCUCACCCUCCUAACACGACACCCAAACACACACCUCGUCAGUCGACAAGCGGAGGCAGCGCUGGAGGUGGCAGCGAAGCGCUUUCCGGCUGUCGUACCGCCCACCUUCCUGCCGUACAUCCUAGCUGGCAUUGCGGAUGUGCCGUACGAAGGGGUCGGGGACGAGGGCGACGGAAAGGGGUUCCAGAGGUCAGGAAGGCUGGAGGAGGAAGCAUCGCGGCAGGAACAGCCUCAGCAAGUGGUGGAGGGGGGCGAGUCUGCCCUUCAGGCAUUCUUUUUGCGCUUGCGGGCCGCCGCCGUUGGCAGUAGCAGUAGCAGCAGCGGCACUAGCAGCGGCAGUAGCAGCAAGACAGCAACAGGAGCAGCACCAGCACCAGCAUCAGCAUCAGCAGCAACAGCAACCCCUCAGGAGAGCGAGAGCGAGCGGGAUGGCCGAGUGUUGGGUUGCUGCCAUGCCCUCAGCUCCAACCUUAACCUCUGGCGCCUCGUCUUCCGCCAACCGAAUUGGUUAGCAGCUGUCGUACAUGCCCUCCUUGCCGCUCGUACACACAACGCCACCGUACCGCAAACAGCCCUAGGGGAGUUGCUGCUAGCGCUGGCGACACGUGUUCUGCACCCGCCGUACGGGUCCAUGUACGCCGUACAAUUGUACGACAAUGGGAACAGGAAAACCCAAGAAACGGAGGGGGAGACGAUGGAGGUAGCAGGAUCAGGAUUGUACGGCGAUCUUGUACGGGAGUUGGUGGAGCUGGGAUCUCCCGGGGGUGGUAUGCUGCUGCAAAGGAAGGAGCGGGGGGCAGCGGCGGCCUCCCACCGUUAUCAGGUGGUUGCCAAUGUGUUGCUGCUGCUGCUGCUGCCCAACCGCUGGGGGCCGUACGAGCAACGGCAGCAGCAGCAGCAGCAGCAGGGGGCGGCAGGAGCAGCAGCAGCAGGCAGUGGGGGAGCAGCGGCAGCAGGAGCAGCUGCGGGUAUGGAGGUAGCGGAAGGGGCCGGCAGCGGCUCACUUGCUGUUGUCGGUGCCCCUCCCACUGCCGGUGGUGUUGCUCCGGGGGAGCGGUUGCCAGCCCCGGAGGUGGUUGAGGUGGUUGUACGGCACAUGCUGCGGCAGCUGUGCGGGGGUGAGGCGAGCCCUCAUCUGCGGCAGCUGGGGCUGACAGGUACCCUCCUGCCGCUCUCUGCCGUACUGGAGUACGGACAAUCCCUGCCGCAACUUCCCCGCAUACUGGCUGACGUCAUCACAUCUGCUACUGCUACUGCUAAUACCGCCGUCGCUAGCUCUGAGGCCAGUGGCAGCAGCAGCACCCUCACCACCCCCACCACUACCCCCACCCCCACCACCACGGGUUGGGGCUCCCGGCUGAUGCGCUCGCUGGCUCUGGGUCACAGCGAGUUGGAUGCGGCGGAGGGCAUGAAGGACAAGCGCGGUGCCGGCCUGCUAGCCCUGCAGCAGCGGCUGCUCAACUCCACCUUCGAGGAGCUGUGCGCCACCCUGGCAGCGGUGGCGGCGGACCGGGCAGCCAGGUGGCCUGCGGACGGGUUGCCGCCGCCGGCAGCGGUACGGCAGGGGGCGUUCCUGGUACGGCAGGCGCGGCUGGUGCAGCUGAUGGCGGCAGCGGCGCCGAGGGAGG